AUGAACGACACGUCGAGUCCAUCGAAACGAUUGGGACAUCCGAUGAGAGCCCGGAAGCGGAACCGAUUGAUCUAUAAUGAGGACGAAGAGACUCAGUUCACGGGCCGAUCGGCGCCGCCGUUCGCCGCCGCCGGACAUAACCGCAAGAGUCAACGCAUACCCAGCGGUGGGUCCGCCGGCUAUCUGUCGCCGCACUCGUCGGGCGUCCGAGCGGUCGGAACGCUGGACAAGAAGGUGGCGCAGAGGGUUGGCCUCCGGUUGCGGACACUCUUGAAACUGCCGAAGGCUCACAAAUGGGUGUGUUUUGAGUGGUUUUACGCAAACAUCGAUCAGCCGUUGUUUUUGGGACAAAACGAUUUCGGCAUUUGUCUCAAGGAGUCGUUCCCACACCUGAAGACCCGGUCUCUGGCGCGCGUCCAGUGGUGUAAGAUUCGCCGCCUAAUGGGUAAACCGCGGCGCUGUUCGGCCGCCUUCUUCGCCGAAGAGAGGGCUUCACUGAACGCCAAACGCAACAAAAUCCGUCAUUUGCAGCAACAAAAGGUCGUCGACUUCAGCCAAUACAAGGAUUUGCCAGAAAAUAUUCCCCUUUCGCUCGUCAUCGGCACCAAAGUUACCGGUCUUUUGCGUAAACCACAGGACGGACUCUUCACCGGCGCCAUCGAUGCGGUGGACGCGACGCUCGGCACGUAUCGGCUGACGUUCGACCGCAACGGCAUCGGAACCCAUUCGCUGCCCGAUUACGAAGUGCUCAGUAACGACACCCCGGAGUUCAUACCAUUGAACUCCUUUCAGACCAAAGUCCGGCCGAGACUUCCGAUGUUCACUUCGCCCCGAUUUCUGGAACUGUUGGGCAAUCAAGUGGCGCAGGCGUUGGGCGACAACGACCCCCUCCUCGCCGGACCCUCACCUCCCAAACGAGAGGGAGGCGUCUCCGGCGGAGGACAUAUCCACGAAGAGGGAACUUUAGGCGGAUUUCCCAUUAAGUUUUUGGCACUUUUGGUCCGUUUAUCGAAAAUACUUCAGUGCAAGAAGAAGAAGAUCACUGAACUGAAGGCCAUGAAUACGGAGGCGGAGAAGUGCCGCAGUCUUCAAGAGCCCAUUUCGCACGACUUUCAGAAACAUUACGCGCAGACAAUCCUCGACUUAGAGAAACUGAACGCCGAUCUAAACGACUACUUGAAAGCCGUCCAACAGUACAGCGCGGAGAUCGCGCCCGAACAGGGGUUGGCGCCCAUCGCUCAGCCCGAUGUCGUCAAACAGAAAUAUUUGGUCGAAUCCAAGGAAUUGGUGGAACGAAAUUUGGUCAACUGUUCGGUGAAGUCCGAGCCCACCAUUGACUUGAUAUCGCAUCUGUUGUCACUUAUGCUACACCUGAGAGGGUUCGCCGACUCCGAGGUCUCGGCGUACGAACUGAAGUCACUGUCCGACACAUUGACGGACAUCAGGAAAAUGUUGGACACCUCUAACGUGGAUCAGUACGAGAACGAAGUGGAGAUACACGUGAACCACAUUCAGACGAGUUUAUCACAUUUGGGUAAUUUGGGCGCUUUCUCCGAGUCUAUGCUCGAGCCCUUAUGA
This is a messenger RNA of Medioppia subpectinata, 1578 nucleotides long. Lineage: Eukaryota; Metazoa; Arthropoda; Arachnida; Sarcoptiformes; Oppiidae. The record is from the annotation of a GenBank genome assembly.